AUGGAUCAAGGCAAUCAAACAAGUAUUGACCUUGCGAACAGGUUAUCUGCCUUGUUUGAUGCUGCACGAAAUGAAGAGCUUACCUCGGAGUUGGGACUUCUUCCCACCCAGCCACGUGAAGUCCUCAGCCGGGUUUUAUCGACUUCCGUUACUUCUACACCUUCCUCAUCCGCAUUACUCAACACCUCACAGCAGACAGCAUCUGUUGGCUUUCGCAGCAUUGGAUUUGGCCAAUGUGGAAUGGUCUUCGAAUGGCCCGGGCAUACUUAUGCAAUCAAAAUCGCCCGCCCAUCAUUCGAAGAUGCUCUUUGGGCAGAUUUUCAAGCCCACCUCGCGGUGUACCAGGCGUUUACAAACCAUCAGUCCAAGUCCGUCGAAGUACGUAUUCCCCUAAUUUUCUCAUACGUCUCGAAAACCAACGAUGAAUGGUGGGAUUCCCAUGUGGACCUUUUCCAUGGAUCACACCUCUCUUUUCCUCUACCUGCGAUGGCCUUGAUCACCGAACGGAUACUUCCACUGCCCAAGCUGGCUCGACAAGCCCUCAUCGAUGCGUACUGUCCCGCGUCGUCGCAACUCGGUGUCAAGUCUCACCACACUAACCGCGAUUGUCUUGCCCGUAUUUACCUCGGCCGUCGGCGUGGUGCGAACGACCCACCACCACGCAACUUCACAUUGAGAAACUUCAACUUAUGUCUUGAUCAGAUGAUCGAGCUGAAUCUACCAAUCCUGCAUUAUGCCAGAGCUAUUGGACAGGCUUUAGCAAUCAUGCAUUGGUCAGCGAACGUUGAUGGCUACGAUGUUGAAUUCGUGCUAGGCAGCGAAGGAGAGACAACAUACUCCCAAGAUAUUUGUCGUUCUUUAGGACUCAGCACAGAAAAGGUCAAGAAUAUGCCACCUCACACGGACCUGGAUACCAUGAUACGUGCCAAAUUCCAACGCCGAACUACCCGUAUCUGGGUUCUUGAUUUUAAUUUGUGCAGCAUAUGGGAAGAACGAAUGGGACUUGAGAGAUCAGAUGACUUGAUAGCUCAUCUUGUGGGGGCAUUUUUCGAAAACGAUCCAUAUUACCCUCGCCCAUCAAUAGACCUUAAACCUGAAAAGGCUCUCUGGUCUGCAUUCAGCGAAUCAUACCGUGAUACAGCAGCGAGUCUACUGUCAUCCCCAGGAAAGGACCCGCAACUCGCGUCACUUCCACAGAAGUUCCUUGAUGCUUGUGUGUUACGACAAACGGAAUAUUCACAUUAG
Messenger RNA from Penicillium expansum, 1245 nucleotides. Its product is annotated as zinc finger protein. The transcript has a single exon. The record is from RefSeq and is a predicted model, not a curated record. Lineage: Eukaryota; Fungi; Ascomycota; Eurotiomycetes; Eurotiales; Aspergillaceae. Bases 1 to 1245 code for a protein of 414 amino acids.